Molecule: messenger RNA, 1279 nt
Organism: Anopheles moucheti
Lineage: Eukaryota; Metazoa; Arthropoda; Insecta; Diptera; Culicidae
Gene: Arl1
Product: ADP-ribosylation factor-like protein 1
Exons: 4
Coding region: 259-801 (180 amino acids)
Biological process (GO): intracellular protein transport; vesicle-mediated transport
Cellular component (GO): Golgi apparatus; cytoplasm
Molecular function (GO): GTPase activity; GTP binding
Source: RefSeq, a predicted model, not a curated record
UUGUGUCUGACUCGUCCGGUUUUUUGUAUUCCGUAUUGUGCAUAUUUUCGGGAUUUAAUUUGUGCGACCGAUUGAAAGAGAAAUCCUUCCCGGCGACGGUGUCAGUCUCUGCGCGUAGAAGUGGUAGAACGCUAGUGGGCGGUGGUGUAAAGUGAACCGCUAAACAUCAACCCAUUUUCCUUCCUCUCCCUGGUUGGUUGCGGUUGUCCCUGUUGACACCGUACGUGUGCACAAAAACACAGCAAUCUACGUGCAGACAUGGGUGGACUAUUCAGUUACUUUCGGGGGCUGCUAGGCAGCCGGGAGAUGCGGAUACUGAUUCUCGGUCUGGAUGGCGCCGGCAAGACGACAAUACUGUACCGAUUGCAGGUGGGCGAGGUAGUGACCACAAUACCGACGAUAGGAUUCAACGUGGAACAGGUGACGUACAAAAACCUUAAAUUCCAAGUGUGGGAUCUAGGAGGACAGACCAGCAUACGACCAUAUUGGCGCUGUUAUUACAGCAAUACAGACGCUAUCAUCUACGUAGUUGAUUCCGCAGAUAAGGAUAGGAUAGGCAUAUCAAAAGAUGAGCUACUUUACAUGUUAAGGGAAGACGAACUUGCCGGGGCAAUACUGGUCGUGUUGGCCAACAAACAGGACAUGGAAGGGUGCAUGAGCGUAGCGGAGGUGCAUCAAGCGCUCGGGCUGGAAGCGCUGAAAAAUCGAACGUUCCAAAUAUUCAAAACAUCCGCCACCAAAGGAGAAGGCCUCGAUCAGGCCAUGGACUGGCUGUCGAACGCGUUACAGGCGAGAAAAUAGCUCCAGAAAACAGCGGUCCCUUUCGUUACGUUCGUUCAUUUCGUUCCGCGUCACCUUCCGAUACGUUAAGUAUGUGUAGUUUCACGGCGUGGCCAGCGUCUCCAACGCAGGGUGGGAUUGGGGAGAGAUUUCUGUAGAGUACAUUCAAAACAACGCUAUCGCUUGUCGUACGAAAGCGGCAAAAUGGGAUUUUAUCCUUCCAUUCGGAACCAUUCGUUUCCACUGAGAACGAACAGCCGGCGCGUAUCCAUACAUUGCCGGACCCCACAUUGCCCGGUCGGAAGGUUCCGGUCUGGGACAAGAACCUUAGCAUAUUUUAUAGCUUACAUUUUGUCAAAUGCGUUAUUGCUUUAGUGAUUGCUUGACCGUACCCGUUUGAUGGUGAGCUGGUGAGCAACCAAUUGUGUCCGGGCUAUUGGAGCAUCGCGGAGUUAGAAUAGUUAAGGGUUGUAUACGCUACCCCCUCCCCGAAACCGAU